Polypterus senegalus (gray bichir) is the source of this 962-nucleotide messenger RNA. RefSeq lists its product as uncharacterized. The coding region runs from base 5 to 862 and encodes 285 amino acids. Lineage: Eukaryota; Metazoa; Chordata; Cladistia; Polypteriformes; Polypteridae. The transcript has 5 exons. The record is from RefSeq and is a predicted model, not a curated record.
GGUGAUGUUGUUUCUUUACUGCAGAUGUAGCUGUUUCAGGAAGUGUGACAAAGAAUUUCAGGUAUCUUUCAAGAGAAAUACAGAAGAGAGUGGUUCAAAAUCUGGCAGGAAUGUUCCAGAGGAGUCAGUUAGCCACACUGGCACACUGGGACCCGAGGGUGAUGCUGACCCAUCUACUGAUCUGCACCACAACUUCACAUCUUGUAUCCAGUCAUUGGUUCCUUCUGACAAGGAGCCAUCAAGCUCAGAAUUCAGGUCCUCGCACAUGCUCAGGUUAUCCGAGACGCAGCCAUUGAUGAGAGCCUCUGUUGGCAGCAAUGGCUCAAGUCCAACCGAACUGACCUAUGCCCACCCAGCAGUUACUUCCAAGGAAAUAUUCUGUGCUACACUCUGGGACAAAUGUAACAAGCACAUGCCAGUGGAAUGUACCGAGCUAGACUUCCAUUACCUAACCCCUGGAGAGAAGACUCAGCCCACCAACCCUGCUGAAGGAAGCAAUGCAGGGACAAGCUCCUGCAGUUCAACCAUUGCUGAGCACGUGCAGGAUCUGGUCAGCCGGUGCUGUGAGGCCACCCAAGGUCUGCAUCUGGGAUGCCUUCCUUUAGAGCUGGUCACUUCUGCGUCACUGAGACUUGAUGCAUUUGUUCCUGGUAUGAGAAACUAUCGCCACCUUGGAGAGGAGAUGGGUAUACCCACCUCGGUGCUCAGUCAUUUGGAAGGUUUUCAGCAGGUGUUUGCCUACCUCUCAUCUUGCACUUUGACCACCGUGCCUGACUUUCUGGAGGCCUGCUGUCGCAUUCAGAGAUUCGACAUUCUUUUUCUGCUCUGUGACACCCUGUCCCUGAAGCAGCAGGUGAAUUGAGAAAUUGUUUAGUGGGCCAUUAUCACCACCAGUCUUCAUCGGUCUACUGCCAGUUUAGAACGCUUUUGUUUUCUUCACAUGCCAGGGGUCUCAAAAAUCA